Molecule: messenger RNA, 883 nt
Organism: Triticum aestivum (bread wheat)
Lineage: Eukaryota; Viridiplantae; Streptophyta; Magnoliopsida; Poales; Poaceae
Exons: 1
Coding region: 142-429 (95 amino acids)
Source: RefSeq, a predicted model, not a curated record
AAUACACACGGAGCGCGCGUGCGUCCUCGGUGUCACACUUGCUCUCUGCCUUGCUCCCACACCACCACCACCAUUGCACGCUGGCCUUGAGCUCGGUCGAUCGAACUAUCCUUCACUUGCAGUGGAGCUCGCGGUUGAGCGAUGGAGCCGGUGGAGUCGGCCAAGUGCGAGUGCUGCGAGCUGCGGGAGGACUGCACCCGGGGGUACAUCGUGGGCGUGAAGGCCGACUUCGGCGGGCGGUGGCUGUGCGGGCUCUGCUCCGAGGCGGUGAGGGUGGAGGGCAGGAAGCGCGGGAUGGAGGCGGCGCUGCAGGACCACAUGGCCUUCUGCGCCGGCUGGUGCCGCGGCAAGGACCCCGCGCUCCGGGUCGCCGACGGCAUGCGCCAGAUGCUGCUCCGCCGCCGCCGGCCCAUCUCCAUCUCCAAGUGAAGCCAAGCGAAGCGACCCACCAUUCAUGGCGCGCGAUGGAUGCACCGCGCCGGCGACGAAUGGGUCCAGCCUGGCCGGCGGUGACGACAAGCGCCGUUGCAAACAAGAUCGAUGUAAUAAUUAGCCAAGGGUUCAUAUGUACGCAGUAGUAAUACGGAGCAUGUAUGUAUGUAAUGUGUAGUAAUAAUCUUAGCUAGUAGCUAGGUUGAAGCUGCAUUGCAUCGUUGGCAGGUAGCUGAUGCUAGUGCUAGCUUUGCUCAAGCCCCGGCUGUACAAAAGGGGCCCAAUAACAUGAGAGUGUUAGGAAUUAAUUAGUAGAUUAAUUAGCACAUGCUAAUUAAUGAAUAAUCAUUAGAAAAAGGAUGUGUCCAACCCCGAACAGUCAUGUCCCUUCUCUCUUUCUAUUGCCAAUAGGCACCUGUUCUGGAGGGAUGCCUUCGAACAGACACCUCUU